GGGGGAGAAAAAAUAAAAUCAACAAAGAUGAUUCACAUUACAAUUCAGUUGGUGGGUCAAGUUCCAUUGCUGUUGUGUUCCCCCACGCAUCCUAACGCGCGUGAUCAAAAUGUUCUAACCAUUUCUUACCAUAUUCAUACCUUCCAUCUGUUCCAUGUCCUCUCUAGUAUUAAGAGAGACAAAUUCUCUCUUCUUUCGUCAGUGUUUACUACACUUCUACGUUGAUUGCACCGUCCCCUUUUGUUGAGCAAAAUUGGUUAUGGCGGGGAGGAGUUGCCGGAACAGUAUUCCGGUGGCGUUCUUAGUUGCAGUAUUGUUUGUUUUGAACCCGCCGACGGGAGUUAAAUCUGAUUCUUCCGAUCACAGAUACAAAACCAACGAAGACGUACCUCUUUACGCUAACAAGGUCGGCCCUUUCCAUAAUCCCAGGUAUUCUUUUCAGUGAUCCAUUUUGUUCUGAUUAAAUUUCUCUUUGUUCUUGUUGGUUGUGUUCGAGUUAGAUUGAUGUUAGUGAUUACCAUUUUAAUUGGUGAAUUACAUGAUGAUCGACUAAGCAUUUUAUUGGGAUAAGAACUUUAAUUGUGUGAUAAAUGUGAAUCGAUUCAUUUUUUUUUCUUAUCAGCAUCAUCAUCACGUGGUUGAAUGCAUUGUUGGAUAUGGCUUUGGCUGUGGAACUGUGACUGUGUUUGUAUUUUGGUCUGAUGUGGUUUAUAAUUGGUUAGAUCUGGAGCUAGACUUUGCAUCUUGCUUGUCACAAUAAUAUAGACGGACUAAUGUGUGUAGUUUUUUGGACGACAGCAUAGCUAAUUCAUUGCAGUGUUUGAAGUCCAAGCUACUUAUCUAGUGCUAAUCCAUGUUUGCAUUUUAUUGAACUGGAUGUUUGAGAAACGAUUUCUUUUUCCCAUCUCGAUUGUGUGUCUGUUCAAUGUUGAAGAGGGAGAGAAAAUGAGAGUUGGAUUGAAAGUAGUAAUAGGUUCUUGUUGUUAGGCUACCAUGUGAAAUAUUAGGAAGAUAUAUGAUAUAGUACUUGUUGGGAGUAUUUCAUAGUAGUGAGGAAGUAUGUUGGUUUCUAGUGAUGCAUAUAUAUGAAAUACUUGCCAGCUUUCGGGAUCAAGCACUUGUUAGCAUAUUUUGUAACUGCAGGCAAGGGUCUUCAUUCUUCAAGUGGGGAACUCUUUGGUAUUGAAAACACCCGUCGUUGUGUAUGCAGUAAUUCCGAGGCUAUGUGACUUAGUUUUAUUGUGCCUGAUUUCUUCAGAUUUACCCUUUCCUACAAUUAUGCUUGAACUUUUCUCCUCAUUAAAUUGUGUACUUCUACUGACCUUCAUUUCCCCCACAUUGUAGUGAAACAUACCGGUACUUUGACCUCCCCUUCUGCUCACCUGGUAAGCCUAUUGAUUUAGUUGUUUAUUAUUAUUUUUAUCCAAUUGAAAGCUAAAUCGUUUAUUUUUCAUCACUGCAGCUCAUGUAAAAGAGAAAAAGGAAGCUCUUGGUGAAGUUCUGAAUGGUGACCGCUUAGUUGUUGCCCCAUAUAAUCUCGAAUUCUUAUCUAACAAAGAUUCUGAAAUUGUUUGCCAAAAGAAGUUGUCAAAGGAAGAAGUUGCUCAAUUUCGAAAUGCUGUUGCAAAAGACUAUUACUUCCAGAUGUAUUAUGAUGAUUUGCCACUUUGGGGUUUCCUGGGGAAGGUUGACAAAGAAGGCAAAGCUGAUCCAAGUGAAUACAAGUAUUACUUAUUCAAGCAUCUGCAUUUUGAAAUAGCUUACAACAAGGAUCGGGUUAUUGAGAUUAAUGCACGAACCGACUCUAAUGCUCUUGUUGAUAUUACUGAGGAUAAGGAAGUUGAUGUGGACUUCAUGUACUCUGUCAAAUGGAAGGAAACUGACAUUCCUUUUGAGAAGAGGAUGGACAAGUUUCAGUCAUCUUCAUUGCCACAUCAUUUGGAAAUCCAUUGGUUCUCAAUCAUCAAUUCAUGUGUAACAGUUCUUCUGUUAACUGGUUUCCUAGCGACAAUUUUGAUGCGAGUCCUUAAAAAUGAUUUCGUUAAAUAUGCACAUGAUGAGGAGGCUGCAGAUGAUCAAGAAGAAAGUGGAUGGAAGUAUAUUCAUGGGGAUGUCUUCAGAUAUCCAAAAUACAAAUCUCUACUUGCUGCUUCACUAGGAUCUGGUUCUCAGCUUUUUACCCUUACAAUCUUCAUAUUCAUCCUUGCCCUUGUUGGUGUAUUUUAUCCUUACAACCGAGGAGCUCUCUUCACUGCUUUAGUGGUUGUUUAUGCCCUUACUUCUGGAAUUGCUGGUUACACUGCUGCAUCUUUCUAUUGCCAGCUAGAGGGAACAAAUUGGGUUAGAAAUCUAUUGUUGACUGGAGGCCUAUUUUGCGGACCAUUGCUUUUGACAUUUUGCUUCUUGAACACUGUCGCCAUUGCUUAUAGUGCUACUGCAGCACUGCCAUUUGGUACAAUUGUCGUCAUCUUUCUUAUAUGGGCCCUUGUCACAUCACCUUUGCUAGUCCUUGGUGGGAUUGCCGGAAAGAACAGCAAGGCAGAGUUUCAAGCCCCAUGCCGCACAACAAAAUAUCCAAGGGAAAUCCCACCAUUACCUUGGUAUCGCGGAACUCUACCACAGAUGGCAAUGGCUGGUUUCUUGCCUUUCAGUGCCAUCUAUAUUGAACUCUACUACAUCUUUGCUAGCGUAUGGGGUCACCGGAUUUACACCAUCUACAGCAUCUUGUUUAUUGUCUUCAUUAUUCUGAUCAUUGUUACGGCUUUUAUUACGGUGGCUCUUACUUAUUUCCAACUUGCUGCUGAAGACCAUGAAUGGUGGUGGAGAUCAUUCCUCUGUGGUGGAUCAACUGGAUUGUUCAUCUAUGGUUACUGCCUGUAUUACUAUUAUGCACGAUCAGACAUGUCUGGAUUUAUGCAGACUUCAUUCUUCUUUGGUUAUAUGGCUUGUGUGUGCUACGGCUUCUUCCUCAUGCUCGGAACAGUUGGCUUCCGUGCAGCAUUGUUCUUUGUUCGUCACAUUUAUCGCUCAAUCAAGUGUGAGUAAGCAAGCUGAUCAAACAUCCUAAAUAUGCAGUUUGUCAGUGUUCUGGUGAGUUGAGAAAUUAUUUUUCGCGCCAAACUAGAAGCAGAAGGAAUUUGUUCCCAGAAGCCUCAGGUUGCUAUUACUUGCACAUAUGUUAAAUGCGGCUAGUGGUUACCACAUUACAUGAUUUUCAGUAGGGAUUAGAGACUGUCAAAGUGGAGAAACCAAAGGAAGUACCUCAUAUCAACAGGUGGGAAUCCAGCCUUUGCAAGAUUGGAAGCAUGGUUAUUUUGAUUAGCAGCUAAAUAAUCGAUGUUAAAGUGUUUGUUAGGUUUUGUUUAAUACCUUCAUCUUCGAAAGUGAAAAGUAGUAUGUAAACAUUGACGGCAAGCCUCUCAAAUUUCAGGCUCCCUAGGGUUCUUACAUUCUUUUUGAAUACGUAGAAGGAUAUUUUUUAGCUGAUUCAAUUUCUGUGUCACACUAGCUACUUCUGUUUCGUGUCUUUUCUCACGGCAUACUUCUUCUCAAUGGACUAUCAUGGG
Molecule: messenger RNA, 3566 nt
Organism: Oldenlandia corymbosa var. corymbosa
Lineage: Eukaryota; Viridiplantae; Streptophyta; Magnoliopsida; Gentianales; Rubiaceae
Source: the annotation of a GenBank genome assembly